CGUGAUGACGUCACCCCUCUCCCUCUCUCUCCCGUAAUAACAGUGGAAGGAACCCGGACCUGCAGGUGUUGGUGCUGGCUAGGUUAAGAUGUUACCAUUAUCCAUUAAAGAUGACGAAUACAAACCUGCAAAGUUCAAUCUGGUCCUCAAACUCUCCGGAUGGUUCAGAUCAAUUCUGGCUGACAAGACAUCGCGGAAUUUAUUUUUCUUCCUGUGCCUGAAUUUGUCCUUUGCCUUUGUGGAGUUACUGUACGGCAUAUGGAGUAACAGUUUAGGGCUGAUAUCAGAUUCCUUUCACAUGUUUUUCGACUGCACAGCACUACUGGCAGGUCUUGCAGCAUCAGUGAUUUCACGGUGGAGGUCCAAUGACUCCUUCUCAUACGGUUAUGUCAGAGCAGAAGUGCUUGCAGGUUUCGUCAACGGUCUCUUCCUCAUCUUCACUGCUUUUUUUAUCUUCUCAGAAGGAGUGGAGAGAGCGUUAGAACCUCCGGAUGUGCAUCACGAACGCUUGCUGCCCGUGUCCAUUGCAGGGCUCCUUGUCAACCUUGUCGGCAUCUUUGUGUUCCAGCACGGUGGACAUGGACACUCUCAUGGUGGAGAAGGUCAUGGGCACAGCCACUCUCUAUUUAACGGCAGUGUGAGCCACGGACACAGCCAUGGGGGACACGGGCACAGCCAUGAUUCUAAACACGGGCAUGGGCAUGGGCACGGUCACGAUCACGGUCACGAUCACGAUCACGAUCACGGACACGAUCACGGACACGGUCACGAUCGUGGACACGGCCAUUCACAUGAGGAGCCUCACUGCCACGAUGAUCACUUGCACAGGCCAGAAAAAGGCUCCAGCAAACAGAUCUUACAAGGAGUUUUUCUCCACAUCGUUGCUGAUACGUUGGGAAGUAUCGGCGUCAUCAUCUCAGCCUUCCUGAUGCAGAAGUACAACCUAAUGAUCGCUGAUCCGAUCUGCUCCAUGCUCAUCGCCAUUCUCAUAGGCGUCAGUGUGGUUCCACUGCUGAGGGAAUCCAUUGGGAUUCUGAUGCAGCGAACUCCACCUGGUCUUGACCACACCCUUCCUGAGUGCUACCAGAGAGUGCAGCAGCUGCAGGGUGUGUAUAACUUACAGGAGCCGCACUUCUGGACGCUGUGCACUGAUGUCUACAUCGGCACACUGAAACUCCUCGUGGCUCCAGACGCUGAUUCUCGAUGGAUCCUCAGUCAGACGCACAAUAUUUUCACACAGGUGGGAGUAAGGCAGCUGUAUGUUCAGAUCGAUGUGGCGGCCAUGUAAGAGUUACCCUGAUUCAGGAGUCCUGGGACCAAAGCCCUCUGUGCUGCUACAUGAAGCUCAUCACCAAACCCUGCCCCCUUUUGCUCCUUCUCUUAAUUUCUCUGGGUUUCUCGACACCGUCAUUACCAGUCGGACCAAUCUGGAGCGGCCGCAGUACAGUACGGUACACUGACUCUUUCCAGGAAAACCAAACAACAUGAAGACUACGUUGGGGCCCCUGGUCAACAGCUGUCCAUGUUCCUAAUUUUUUUUUUAAAUAGCCCUCAAAGACUUUAGUCUGUAUUUGGUGUCUUGUCCUGAUAACGGUCAGAAUGAGGUUUUAAUUUUGUGUUUGUUUAAGAAGGAAAAGCCUCUAACAGUAUGUGAAGUGAAUCAUUGCUAGUAUUUUCUCUGUGGUCUGACGUCUUUGCAGCUGCAGACGUCAGUCACUCGUGUUGUCCCCCACUUCAAUUCAGCAUCAUGCUUUGAUCUCUUAAGUGCCUUUUUUUCCCCCAGUGGAUCUCUCGGACAAUCUCCCACACGUCUCCUUCAUCCAACAUCUGGAAAAUCAUGGGUUAUGCCUGUAGGUUCAUUCUAGCCAGUUUUAACAUUCCUUUGCCUUUUUUUUACUGCAUGGUGUUCUCCGAUUGAUUCACUGAUUAUUUCUUAGAUCUCUGCUCAUGUAAAACUGGAUGAAACACCAGCUUUAUUCAGCCAUAAAUGGAUCUGAUGAGCCACUUAAAUGUGAGAAGUCCAUAAUUUAAAUGCCCAUAUGGAUUUUUUUAAUAAGUAAAUAACACAUCUGUGCCACAGGCCAGUACAUUUGUGCAAUUCAAUAAAUUAUAUUGCCAUCUGAUUUGUACUUUUUUUGCAUUUGAUGGAAUAAAAUCAUGAAUAAUCAUACACUGAGAAA
Messenger RNA from Pangasianodon hypophthalmus (striped catfish), 2180 nucleotides. RefSeq names its product solute carrier family 30 member 7 (gene slc30a7). Lineage: Eukaryota; Metazoa; Chordata; Actinopteri; Siluriformes; Pangasiidae. Gene Ontology annotation, biological process: transmembrane transport; zinc ion transport; intracellular zinc ion homeostasis. The record is from RefSeq and is a predicted model, not a curated record. The coding region runs from base 89 to 1288 and encodes 399 amino acids. Gene Ontology annotation, cellular component: Golgi apparatus; membrane. Gene Ontology annotation, molecular function: zinc ion transmembrane transporter activity. The transcript is spliced from 11 exons.